AUGCAGAUCCAAAACAUCCUCCUCUCCCUCCUCGCCGGCGCAACCGCUGCCAUCGCCAUUCCCACUACCAGCCCUCUGCUCCAGAGCCGAAGCAUGGACUGCCCCAACCCGGAGGCGUACGAGAAGGCGAUGAACUGCAUCAACGACCCUAAGUCGGGGGUCAACAUCCAGUGCCCAACCCGCGACGAGCAUUGUGUGAGGGAUUGGAUGGAGCGGUGUGGCAAGGCGUACAAGUGCACUGUUCAUUAUUAG
Molecule: messenger RNA, 252 nt
Organism: Hypoxylon fragiforme
Lineage: Eukaryota; Fungi; Ascomycota; Sordariomycetes; Xylariales; Hypoxylaceae
Exons: 2
Coding region: 1-252 (83 amino acids)
Source: RefSeq, a predicted model, not a curated record